AUGUCCAAGACGUUCCGCCGUUUUUCCAUUGAUGCAGGGUAUGAGAGUCCACCACUGGAGGAAGAGUUUGAGGAUGAUACAACCAUUGGAGAUGGAGAGCGUGUCUUGCCGUCCUUGUCAAAGAAAAGAUUUUGUACCUCUCGGUCAAUGGUUGUCAGCAUUAUUGUGGUUGUUGUGGCUCUAGUCUCUCUUCUCGUUGGAAGCAGCAGCAGACGUGGUCAAGAGAAGAAACAUCCAGUUUACUCGGGAGAACCACAGGUGUGUGAUAGCCAUCAUCAAGCAUCAGCUCUGCAAGACCUCAAAUCCUUUGCAUCAUUGAAGGAUAUUGAACAUGGAGCCGUUGCUGCCGAUCACCCAAAAUGUUCCGAAAUUGGGUUAUCCAUGUUGCGAGACUUGGACGGCAAUGCCGUAGAUGCCGCCGUGGCCACGGCCUUGUGCUUGGGCGUCGCCAACCCUUCAUCCUCUGGCAUUGGUGGUGGUGCCUUUAUCUUGAUUCAUGCCAGUUCUUCCACUCAGGAUGAGAACAAGCUGCCCAAAUUCCAUGAUGCCAGAAACCAGUCCAAUACUGUUUCUGUGCAAGGAGAUGAUAAGAUCACGGAAGUGAUUGACUGUCGCGAUGUGGCGGGACAAGCAGCCUCGACUUAUAUGUAUGAAACUGAGGGGGUUCCACCUGAUGCGUCCUUGUACGGUGGUCUAGCCGUGGCUGUGCCUGGAGAAUUGCGUGGUCUGGAGUUGGCCCAUGCACGGCAUGGCAAGCUGGAUUGGGCCACAGUGGUUCAACCGGCCAUGGAGUUGGCACGAGAUGGAAUCCCUGUGUACAACCACUUGGCACAGGACAUUCGUACAUUCCAAAUAAAACAGAAGUCUCAUGGAGGAUUUCCAACCUUGCGGAAGCUCUUGACGCACAAUGACGAUUGGAAGCACAUCCUGAAAGAAGGAGAAAUCCUGCGAAACCCAGAGCUGGCAAAGACGCUCCAAGCUGUCAUGAAAGAGGGAGCAGAUGCCGUGUACACUGGCCAGAGAGCCGAACAAUUAGCACAAGAAAUUCAAAAGGAGGGAGGAAUCCUGACCAAGGAAGACUUUGAGAAGUACUACCCAACACUGCGGUCACCCGCCAUGUCAGACAAUGUCUUUGGCUUUCGUGUUGUAGGCGUCCCGCCGCCAAGCUCUGGUGGUGCUGCGAUUAUUGGCGCACUACGCUUUCUCAAGGGAUAUGCUGCUCCCUUGGCUUCAUAUGCUGAUACUUUGUCCGUACAUCGCAUGGUGGAAGCUCUCAAGCAUGUGUUUGCCAUUCGAAUGAGUUUGGCAGAUCCGGCAUACCCAAUUCGCAACAAUGAUACCAACGCGACAACGCAAGAUGCCGUCGACGCCCUUGUGCAAGGCCCGUACAUGGAGGAACUAAGACGACUCACUCUCGAUGAUGAUAUUCUGAAUCUUUCUCACUAUGGAGGAGCCAGGUUUGCGCAGCUGCAUGAUACAGACGGUCAAAAGAAAGCCACUGAUGCCAAAGAGGGCGAUCGAAGACGAUAUCUCAAGGAGAGUCAACAACCACAGCAACAGCAACGACGAAGAUUGUACGACCCGUUUGGGUAUUUGGAGGAUCACGGAACGUCGCAUCUUUCUGUGGUAGACAAGCAUGGCAACGCAGUCGCAAUGACAACAUCGGUCAAUGCGCAGUUUGGUGCAUGUGUUGUCAGUGAAUCUACAGGUAUUGUUCUGAACAAUCAGAUGGAUGACUUUGGCAAUCCUGGAAGGCCCAACUAUUUUGGUCUCAAGCCUUCUGAGGCAAACUUUAUUCAACCAGGCAAGAAGCCUUUGUCUUCCAUGUCACCGACCAUGGUAUUUCAAGCGAGCCCGGAUUCGGAUAGACUCGGACAGCUAAGACUUGUGCUUGGUGGGUCUGGUGGCCCCAAGAUCAUCACAGCCGUUUUGCAGGUAAUCAUCAACUACUUGUUGCUUGGCAAACCACUCUUUGAUUCCGUGGCAAAACCACGGAUCCACAACCAACUAAUCUACCACGGGGCUGCAACCACGACUCUUGAGAACAGCGUUGUACAUCCUUCGGAGAUCAAUCUGCUGGUUUCCAACCGAACUAGAACUGCUUUGGCAAAGCGGGGCCACCCGUUGGUGGAUAUUGACUACGCUGGGACCGUCCAAGCUGUGGCAGUGGACACGGAAACAGGCUUGAUGGAGGCUGUCUGUGAUAUCCGAAAAGGUGGUUCUCCAGUUGGAUACUAG
Seminavis robusta is the source of this 2238-nucleotide messenger RNA. The record is from the annotation of a GenBank genome assembly. Lineage: Eukaryota; Bacillariophyta; Bacillariophyceae; Naviculales; Naviculaceae.